AACCUGUUUUGGUUCCCGCCCCUUUUCCUCUUGCUCUUUCUAAUCUUUCCCCCUCGGCCAAUUCCGGAGAGGAACCCUUUUUAAAUCUCUUCCAAGUUGAAGCGUGGGACCGAUUUAGUCCACACAAUCCGGAAUCGUCGACAUGGCGGCGACCGUAAGAUGCCUCGGUAGAGUCUUGAUACAUCAUCAAAAGCAUAGUCUUUCCAAGUUGGCUUAUCAGACACCUCUUUAUCCUUGUUCUGUAAAUGUUUGGGUGCCCAGCAGAUAUUUUGCUGUUGCUACAAAGCCUGCAAAGAACACCAAAAAAGGUGUAAAAGACAAAAAAGACAAAGCGUCAGACAAGAAAACAGAUGAGAUAGAAAAAAUAAAGUCCUACUCCUUCAUGGAAGGUGAACCUGAGGAUGACGUCUACUUAAAGCGCUUAUAUCCAAGGCAGAUAUACGAGGUGGAGAAGGCUGUUCAGUUACUUAAGAAAUUUCAAAUCCUAGACUUUACUAAUCCAAAGCAAGGUGUUUAUCUUGAUUUGACACUGGAUAUGGCACUGGGGAAGAAGAAAAAAGUGGAGCCAUUUGCCAGUGUUCUUAGUUUUCCAUACCCGUUCAUUUCAGAAAUCAAUAAAGUUGCUGUAUUUACAGUGAAUGCAUCAGAGAUUAAAAUAGCAGAAGAAAAUGGAGCUGCGUUUGCUGGAGGAACUGAUCUGAUUCAGAAGAUUUUGGAUGAUGAAAUUCAAUCAGACUUUUAUGUAGCUGUUCCAGAAAUAAUGCCUGAGCUUAAUCCAUUAAAGAAGAAACUGAAAAAAAGAUUUCCAAAACUAACUAGAAAAUCCAUUGGCCGUGACAUCCCCAAAAUGCUUGAAUUAUUUAAAACUGGACAUGAAAUUAAAGUAGAUGAAGAAAGGGAGAACUUUCUCCAGACCAAAAUAGCAACAUUGGAUAUGCCAAGUGACCAGAUAGCAGCAAAUCUGCAAGCAGUUAUCAGUGAAGUUUGUAAGCACAGACCACUCAGUUUGGGACCUUUCGUGGUACGAGCGUUCCUUCGUUCUUCAACCAGCGAAGGUUUGUUACUAAAGAUGGAGCCAUUGUUGCCUAAAGAAGUAGAAGCCAAAGAAAGUAACAAAGAAGAUGCCUAAAAAUGUUAUAUUAUGAAAUUAUUUUCAGUGGAUUAACAAGCAAUGGAGAAAAUUAUAAAACUGUAUAAUUUCUACA
This is a messenger RNA of Suricata suricatta (meerkat), 1205 nucleotides long. It is a transcript of the gene MRPL1, whose product is annotated as mitochondrial ribosomal protein L1. The transcript has 9 exons. Gene Ontology annotation, molecular function: RNA binding; structural constituent of ribosome. Gene Ontology annotation, cellular component: large ribosomal subunit; mitochondrion. The record is from RefSeq and is a predicted model, not a curated record. Lineage: Eukaryota; Metazoa; Chordata; Mammalia; Carnivora; Herpestidae. Gene Ontology annotation, biological process: translation. The coding region runs from base 143 to 1129 and encodes 328 amino acids.